Messenger RNA from Limulus polyphemus (Atlantic horseshoe crab), 931 nucleotides. RefSeq lists its product as uncharacterized. The transcript is spliced from 3 exons. The record is from RefSeq and is a predicted model, not a curated record. Bases 377 to 889 code for a protein of 170 amino acids. NCBI's taxonomy places the organism in Eukaryota, Metazoa, Arthropoda, Merostomata, Xiphosura, Limulidae.
UUUGCUGAUUAGAAAAUCAACAGAACAUAUUGUACUUCUUACAGCCGAACCACAGACCAUCGGUCAGUAGGGAAUUGACACCAGAUACCGGUCAUCUUAGGUUCAUUAACCUAACCUCGUGACAUGCAGCACAUAUUCAAGUGAAAUCACUUUCACUGACCUUGAGUAGUCCAAGUUCAACUAAUAUAUUGUUUCUGAAAGGAUUGAGUAAUUUGCUAGUCGGUUAGUAUAAAAGCUCCUGAAACAGUUGUUAGAUUUUAAAAUCAAAAGUCCUUCCAAGUCAAUACGAUACGAUAGAAUAUCAGACAGACAGACCUUACCAGAAUAUCAAGGAAAGUUUAUAGGCCUUUGAAAAGAGAUUUACAGACAACAAAUAAUGAAAAUCGCCACAGUUCUUUUGUUCAUUCUUCUCGCCAUUCAAUGGUAUUCGGUGGAGAGUCUGCUAGGUUUGUUACUUCUGAAACACGUGGCUUUCCACCACCCAUUUUACUACAGUUACGGCCACUACCCAUCAUAUGGACAUGGACGUACGUACAGGGGUUAUAGUUCCCAUUACCAUCAUAGGAUUCAUAAACGUAACAAUGAGGGCAUCGAUGACGAUCUCCGAAAUCCUUCGUUAGGCCUAACUGAAAUCUUCGACGUGAUUGCGAAGAAUGAUAAAGAUACUUGUCUUCAGAAGAUGGUCUGUGAAGUUGGAGUUAGCCCUCAUGAAUAUAACAUUGAGCUGUCUCGUGUAUUCGACAACAACAUAGAUGGAGGAGAGAGUUUCCAGAAAUACCAUGAAGCUUACGACAUCGGUGUUACUGGCCUGUCCCUUAAUCUCUGUGCUCAGAACUUCCCCAGUUGUACGUUAACCUCGGAAGAGCUCAAAUAUUUAGCUGAGAGUUAAGAGGAUAUAUAUAUAUAUGAUGGAUUCAGUGAAGUCUGGUCA